Molecule: messenger RNA, 1650 nt
Organism: Fomitiporia mediterranea MF3/22
Lineage: Eukaryota; Fungi; Basidiomycota; Agaricomycetes; Hymenochaetales; Hymenochaetaceae
Product: cytochrome P450
Exons: 13
Coding region: 121-1530 (469 amino acids)
Molecular function (GO): heme binding; iron ion binding; monooxygenase activity
Source: RefSeq, a predicted model, not a curated record
CUCGGUCUUGGAUUAUACGCUAGUAAACGAGCCUAUACCCCAAGCAAACAAAGUCUAGGACAUGGUCUCCCGUUGCCUCCAGGACCAAAAUCACUCCCCAUCCUUGGCAAUGCUCUUGAUAUGCCCAACAAGCGUGAAUGGGAGACAUUCACAAAAUGGGCAGACGAAUACGGUGAUAUUGUCCAUAUCAAGGUGUUUGGACGUGAUAUUAUCUACAUUAGCUCUGCCAAAGUUGCGAGCGACCUGUUUGAGAAAAGAUCUGCUAUUUAUUCCGACAGGCCACGUUUGCCUUUACUUGCAGAGCUGAUGGACUUUGAGUGGAACUUCGGGUUCAUGCAUUAUGGAGACGAAUGGCGAAAGAAUAGACGAAUGUUUGUGAGCAAGUUCGGUCCGACGAAGGUUCAUACUUUCAAUCCAGUCCAAGAACGUGCUUCUGGUCUUCUGCUGGGACGACUUUUGGAGACCCCCGAGGACUUCAUUGACCACCUCCGUCUUCAUGCUGGUCAAUUGAUAAUGAUGUCCGUUUACGGUAUAUUUGUCGACUCAAGGCAGCACCCGUAUAUAACGACCGCUCAAGCAGUGAUGGACUCCGUUUCCGAUGCGGCACGUUCUGGUGCAUAUCUCGUUGAUGCGUUCCCAAUACUGAAAAGAUUACCAACAUGGCUACCUGGCACACAUUACCAACGCAUUGCACGUAGAUGGGCUUCCGAUGUACGAAAGCUCAGGUAUAUUCCUUUCCUUGCGAGCAAGACUAAAUUGGAAGAUGGUGCACCGCCCUAUCCAACCUUUGUUGCUGAUAUGCUAGAGGAGUACGGUUACGAUGAAAAUAACGCUGAGAAUAUGAUCCGGGACUGUGCAGCUCUCGCGUAUGGAGCGGGGUCGGACACGUCUGUCUCCACUUUAUCGGCAUUUAUCCUCGCAAUGGUUCUUUACCCGGACGUUCAAAGGAGAGGUCAAGACGAGUUGAAGGCUGUCAUUGGUUCGUCUAGACUCCCCACGUUCGCUGACCGAAAGGAUCUACCAUAUAUCAUGGCAAUUGCGAAGGAGACGAUUCGCUGGCACACAGUUGCUCCACAGGCUCUUCCACAUGUUCUCAGAGAAGAUGAUGUCUACAAUGGUUAUUAUCUUCCAGCGGGGUCUAUUGUUAUUGGAAAUACAUGGAAAAUUGCGCAUGACCCUACAGUCUAUCCAGAUCCAAUGAACUUCAAGCCAGAACGCUACUUCAAUUCAGAGGGUGAACUCGACUACGCCUCCAUAGAUCCAGCAAAGUUUGCAUUUGGUUACGGCAGAAGAAUCUGUGCAGGAUACCAUUACGCUGAGAACACGCUGUGGAUUACAAUCGCUUUCAUUUUGCAGGUUUUCAGUAUUACAAAUGCAAAAGACAAGGCCGGUAAUCCUAUCCCUGUUACUCUAAACGCUUCCUCGGGUGUCAUAUCCCAUCCCGAGCCAUUCCCGUGUUCGAUUAUGCCACGCUCUACAGAAGCGGAGACCAUAAUUCGCCGAGCCGCUGCCAAUGCCAAUUUUGCAUAAGUAACCUCGCUUGUAUCUGGUGUCUCUUGCACGGCUUCCUACGAAUGUCCGAUUGAUAAGGCCUCAUUUAAUGUCAUGUCCUAGCACUGGCGUACCUAGCUAUACAUAAAUAUGAAUGGA